CGGUCUCCGGUUCUAGAACCUCUGGUCUCCUAGCAACGGGGCGGCGCCGCCCUGGCUCCCCUCUCUCCCGCCUUCCUCCACAAGGCCACUUCCUGUCCCCCGCCACCCGUCAUAGGAACCCCUAGUCCUCUUCUCCCCUCCUUCCCAGGGGCUCGAGACUACUACCCAUCUGCGGAGGGUGGGCGGCGGCGAGGCAUGGCAUCCACUCCUAUCAAGAAGGAGGAAAACAGCAGGCCGCCUGAGGCCGCGCUGACCUUGAUUGGAGGCCGGCAGAUCGCUCCUGCAGCUCUGGGACCGGUUCGCCUGUCUCCCUCCCAGAAGGCUUCAGUGUCCCGUUCUGAGGAAUCCCUGACUCAGAUCAGCACCGAGCUCACAGAAGAGGCCAUGUUAAUUGCUUGCUGCCAUGUGUACCCUGAGCCCCUCAAGCAAAAGCAGACAAAAGACCAAGGGACUCAGAUAUCCAAACAUGCGUUCUUCUCCAAGACCCAAGGCACAGACACCCGCUCUGACAGAAACUGGACUCGCACCAAGGCACACCUGCCAUCCCCUCUAGAAAAGAACUCCAACAGUAAGUAGCCUCCAUCCAGAAGAAAAGCCAGUGUCCUUCUAAGCACCGUGGGAUUCCCUCCCCACACUGUCUCAGACCUUGUGGCCUGAACCUGCUCUCCUUGUUUCACUGUCCUGACUUUGGACAUACUUGUGUUUGUGGAACUCAAGGGAACUCAGGUGGAAAUGCCCUGUGGACAGCUCGAUUCUCAGCUAGUGAAAGGAUCCAGAGGCCUCAUGAGGGAACUGGGGGUGGGGGACAGUAUGUGCUUGGCCUGCAGGGUUUAGGUACCGAAGACAAGAGGGUGGUGCCCCAGGGACCCUCCCUGUGGGGGCUGCCAGCAGAGGAGAGAGGCUCAGGAAGAAGGUGGAGAAGGGCCUGACGACCAGCACAGGCUUAAGGAGCAUCUCAUGACGUUCAGAGUCCUCCAGGCGGUGGGGCUUGGAUCUCCGCCUCAAGGAUUCAUCACCAAGACCUGGGGCAAGAUACAGCUGAGAAUAAGCCACCACCAUUGUCCUCAAGGAGCUGACUUUGUGUGCCUCUGGGACAUCUGAUCUCUCACCUGGGAUGGUGUUAGAAACCGCUUGGAGUAUCAGAAAAGCCCCGGCCUUAAUAAUAGUUCAUCUUGUUAAACCGGUAGUUAGCACUGUGCAAGUUCUGUCCUUCUCUCCACCUGCCAGGAAGCCCUGUCAGUA
Fukomys damarensis (Damara mole-rat) is the source of this 1242-nucleotide messenger RNA. RefSeq names its product putative protein T-ENOL. The coding region runs from base 196 to 576 and encodes 126 amino acids. NCBI's taxonomy places the organism in Eukaryota, Metazoa, Chordata, Mammalia, Rodentia, Bathyergidae. The transcript is spliced from 6 exons. The record is from RefSeq and is a predicted model, not a curated record.